AUGCCACACAAAUCACGAUGGACCGUUCCCAUUCCAGAGGUCGACAUUCCCACCUAUCUCUUCGGCAGCCCUACAUCCCCGCUAGGAGAUGCAGUGGCCUUUGCUGACGCCGAAGACCCCGAGAGACUGCGUCUGACAUGGACUGAACUCCGUCUCUGGUCGCAGCGGUUCGCAGCUGGGUUGAAAGCUGCCGGACUACAGGAAGGCGAUCGGGUCGUUAUCCUGAGCGGCAACGAUGUCUUGUUCCCCGUCGUCAACCUGGGCAUUCUCAUGGCUGGUGGUAUAUACCAGUCCGCGAAUCCGCACUCCAAUCCUCGUGAACUGGAAUACCAACUAGGCCUUACAAAGCCGAGAUUUAUCCUGGCGAGUCAGGAAACUUUAGCCUGUGCUCUUGAGGCCGCUGCCAUGGUGGAUACGGCCCGGGAGCGUGUUUUCGUCUUCAACGAUGCUCCUCUUCUCCGGGAUGGUGGUGGUGACGACAAUGCUAACGCUGGCGUGAAGCAUUGGAAGCACUUACUCGCGCCAAAAGAGGUCGGUGGACGAUUCGCAUGGAAAAGGCUAACCCCUAGCGAAUCGAAGUCUACAACGGCAUACACGAUAUUGACAUCUGGAACAACCGGCCUCCCGAAAGCAGCAGAGGCAUCGCACUACAGUAUAAUCGCAAAUUGCGUGCAGACAGACUUCGUCAUGAACCUAGAUCCGAGCGUUUCGACGAAAGAAUUAGCAGCUCGAAAGUCCAGAUGGUUGUGUACUAUUCCACUCUAUCACGGCCUGGCUCUAUGUUAUUUCUGCACCAUCUCCAUCGCUCGACGGAUCCCGUCGUAUAUCAUGCGCAGGUAUGAGAUUACCCAUAUGCUAGAGAGUAUCCAGAAGUUUCGUAUAACAGAACUACACCUCGUACCACCAAUUAUCGUCGUCAUGACCAAACAUCCCGCCGUGAAGAGUGGAAAGUAUGAUCUCAGCAGCGUCACCAAGACCUUCUCCUGUGCGGCACCGCUCGGUCCAGAACCAACUGUACAGUACGAGGCGCUUUGGCCCAAUGGACAGGUAAAUGUCAAACAGGGCCUUGCCUCAACUGAAUCCUGUUGCAACUCUCUCGGCUGGGAUCCCACCUUAACGGCCGUGCCCGGCUCCGUUGGCGAACCAAUGCCGAACUGUGAGAUCAAGUUAAUGGACGAUGACGAAAAUGAGGUUCCACGCGGGAAAAGCGGCGAGAUAUGGUUUCGUGGUCCGAAUAUCAUGCAGGGCUACUGGCAGAACAUAAAGGCUACCAGUGAGACUAUCACUGCAGAUGGUUGGCUGAGAACAGGGGAUGUAGCUCGUCAGGACGAGAAGGGGUGGUAUUACGUCGUGGAUCGAAAGAAGGCAAGUUUUGAAAUGAUCAAGGUAAAAGGCGUCCAAGUCUGGCCUGCUGAACUCGAGGCGCUUCUUCUCGAUCAUCCUUCUGUCAAUGAUGCCGCCGUGAUCGGUGUAAGAAAGGGUGACGAGGAGUACCCCCGGGCAUACGUUGUGGCAGCACCAGGAACGUCCAUUUCCGCAGAGGAGAUCAUAGAAUUCGUUAACAGUAAAGUGUCUACAAUCAAGAGACUCACUGGCGGUGUUUUCUUCAUUAAUACCAUUCCAAGAGCCCCUUCUGGAAAGAUAUUGCGACGAGUAAUCAGAGACGGCCUUGUGAGCAAUUCAAAAUUAUAA
This is a messenger RNA of Aspergillus versicolor CBS 583.65, 1692 nucleotides long. Its product is annotated as acyl--CoA ligase. NCBI's taxonomy places the organism in Eukaryota, Fungi, Ascomycota, Eurotiomycetes, Eurotiales, Aspergillaceae. The coding region runs from base 1 to 1692 and encodes 563 amino acids. The record is from RefSeq and is a predicted model, not a curated record. The transcript is spliced from 6 exons. Gene Ontology annotation, biological process: secondary metabolic process. Gene Ontology annotation, molecular function: CoA-ligase activity.